AACCCCUGGCUGUUGAUAAACACUGCGUUGUAUCUCUCACUGAAGAUUGAUCCACAUCGACUCGGCGUAUCUAUUUCCUGCCUUAGUUUAGUGCGUUAUAUCAUGUUACUGGUACUGUUCGGGCAUAGGUAUUGUUCAGCUGAGGUAUCCAGAUUCGGCGUAGCGACCAGGUGUAGAGACAGAUGUCUGUUUGUGAUGGUGUGUUUAUUAUGUGGUUGCAAAGGUUCUUUGGACGUAACAGUCUGGUAUUAUUGGCGGUGGGAUGUGGUGUGCGUCUGUUUUGGGCCUUGUCGGGGAUUCAUAGCUAUGCGGUGCAUUAAAUAUGUCUUUCUGCGUUUUUUUGGUCUUGAAUUGGCGAUCGCUAUAUACUCUGUGUGUGGGGUAAAGAGUAGGUAGGAAGAG
This is a messenger RNA of Aspergillus pseudotamarii, 402 nucleotides long. RefSeq lists its product as uncharacterized. Bases 103 to 396 code for a protein of 97 amino acids. The record is from RefSeq and is a predicted model, not a curated record. The transcript has a single exon. Lineage: Eukaryota; Fungi; Ascomycota; Eurotiomycetes; Eurotiales; Aspergillaceae.